Messenger RNA from Peronospora matthiolae, 282 nucleotides. The record is from the annotation of a GenBank genome assembly. Lineage: Eukaryota; Oomycota; Peronosporomycetes; Peronosporales; Peronosporaceae.
AUGUCCAUCGGUAUGCACCCCACACUCCAACGUGGUCGUGCGGCGGUCAAGAGCGGCGUUGGCGAGGCGGUCGGCAUGACCAUUCGCCUGCCUGUCGAUGGGAUGGAGCGUGGCCCGCUCCAUCCGCGCCAGCUCCGCCUUGACCGCAAUGCGCAGUUGCCUCAGGCGCUUGUUGCGUGUGGCGAAGAUGCCACGCACCUGCUGGAUGACAAGCCCCUUGUGCCGAGCAGCAGCGCGGUGUACUCGGCCGUGUUGUUGGUUUCGCCGCUGCUCGGCAUGUAG